AUGGCCUCUGCUUCCUACACGCUCAGAUGUGUGGGUUUGCUUUUGCGGAUCCAUGCUGCAACGUCCUUCCAUAUUCCUGCUCAGGAACAAGUAGCGCUGGAUAAGCUGACGCGGACAAGCUGGCGCCCGUUCCAAUCCGUAUUGAUUGUGGGAUCUUCCGUUGAUAGGAACGCAAUUUCGAGCAAUUACCCGGGCGAGACCUUCACUUUCAAGCAAGAGAAGGUGCAGCACAAUGUCGUGCUCGACCAGGCCCGCAACGUCAGCAUCGCGGUCUUGUGUCAUCCUGGCGUGGGCCUCAACGGCGAUUUGGAUGCGCCAUUCUGGAACCCCAGCGUGACGCAUGAAAUGCCGCAGGCACAUAGUAAUGGACCGGCUGGGCGGAUACCGAAGAACACCCUACCCGACCAUGGGGGCAACAAUGGGGCACAUUGGAAAUAUGAGCCCACAUGGAAGAUCAUCGAGGACGCACCGAACUUCGGUCACAUCACUUUCGGGCCACAGCCACCAGACCUGGUUGUGGUCGAGAGUUCGCUGUGGGAUUUGGCAAGUUGGUGGCAGCUCACGGGCCAUCAAGCCACGCCCGAGCGACUAGAACAAUGGUGCAACAAGGAUGUGCCAUAUUUGCUGAAGAAAGUGACGGAUGCCUUUCCUAAGAGCCAGGUCGUCUUCCGGACCGCGCCGCAGGUUGCUCCAGAGAACAAGGGCGCCGAGAGGUGGACUCACGCGAACUUCGAGACGAUGCACGAUUGCGUCAUGCGGAGGUCGGCCGGCACGGGCAAGGUAUUCGAACACGUCGGUGUGAUCGAUUACCACGGAAUCAUGGACAAACUCAUAUCGAGCACGUCCGACGAGAAGCUCCGCCGAGAUCUCUGGCUCGAAGACGGCUAUCACCCAAGCGACGUGCCCGGGCGCCUCUACUUGAACGAGAUCUUCAAGCUCCUCGGAGCGGAGCCACUGCACGCUCCGCCGCAGGCCCGUGCUAAACUCCCCGUGGAGGACGAGUACGAUCUCUAG
Prorocentrum cordatum is the source of this 1014-nucleotide messenger RNA. The record is from the annotation of a GenBank genome assembly. Lineage: Eukaryota; Dinophyceae; Prorocentrales; Prorocentraceae.